AUUGAAUCGUAAAUGACACUGUUGCGUAACAACGUUGUCUGACCUUUUAUUAUUCAAAACGUUAGCUCUUCAUGUCUUCAACACGUACACUCUUUACGCGAAUUCUAAGACUGUUUGCCGUCAAGAUAACUGAGAAGUAAACCAUAGGCCCCAUGGAAUAGGCCUAUGACCUAAGUAUAAGAGUUUGUAAAAGCGGUCUAAACAAACCAGCUCAAUUGAACCUACAUUGCUUCAGGUUGCGGACCCACAUCCGUGCAAGGAAACAUGAAUCUACGGAGGAUGUAUAUCGGAUUGACAACCCGACGGUUAAAAUUGCAAUGGUUUUGCGCCAGCAUUUUUGGUACGACGAUCGUCUUAUUCUUCUUAGGAGGACUGUCGCUAAAGAAACCCCAUUUUCGAAUUCCACCAUUGUUGUCACUUUCUAAAUAUAAACCAGCCAGGAUAGACUCGAUAAGACCAAUGGUACAUCCCGGACGCAUGGGGCAGUUUUUCAAGGAGAGUAACUCCCGACGAAGAGGAUCACUACCGACCAAACAGUUUGCUAUUCUAGCUGAGAUGGGUGUCAUCUCCAAAUGGAACGAACUUGAAGACAUGUACCGGUGUUUCCUUAACCCAGUGGACAACUCGACCCGGCCAUGCCUUGUGUACUGCCCAGAACACGACACCACUGUGGAGUUAGUGAUGACGGAAAAUCCAAACGGUUUCCAAGGCAAAGACGCAGCUGUAUUUGGGAUGUCUCCCUUCACUCUACUGAAGAGCGCCCCCAGGUUAAUGAGAUAUUUGUCGAAACCAACCAUUCCUGCAUCACAGGCUCUGGUACUGUAUAGUAUGGAAUCUCCGUUGAGGGUACACAAAUGGAUUGAGAGAAUUAGCCGCGCAAAGUAUCACAUCGACUUCACUUACUUGCCGAAAUCAGACAUCAGUGUGCCGUAUGCUUACUAUAAACCUGGUGCACUUGUAAAUGGAUUUGAGGAUACGAAAAAUCACGCUCAGGGAAAGACGGGUCUCAUUGCUUGGAUGGGAAGUAACUGUGCGAAGGAAGUCUUCUGGCCCCGUAUGGAAUUCAUACAAGACCUAGGGCGCCACCUACCGUUGGAUACCUACGGGAAAUGUGGUAACCUAACAUGUCUGCCGAGACUUUCGACAAAAUGUGUAAACCUAAUCAGUACGUACAAGUUUUAUUUAGCAGUGGAGAACUCUGAGUGUCGUGAGUACAUUACGGAAAAGUUUUGGGAGUCGUGCUUAUUGAAUGGCGUCGUGCCUAUAGUAUAUGGAUCCCCUAAGGCCGACUUCGAAAAACUAGCUCCUCCAAAUUCAUACAUUCAUGUUAGUGACUUUGAGAGUGUUAAAGAACUUGCAGAUUACAUCAUCAAAGUUGACCAAUCAGAUGAGCUGUACAAUAGUUUCUUCGAGUGGCGGAAGCUCGGGUCAGUUAUUGUGACCUAUCCCAAGAUGCAACCAAACUAUUUCUGUAACAUAUUACCUCUUUUGAAGAAGACUGCGGAAGCCAAGUUCGUCCAUGAGUCGAGUUGGUACAAUUCAUGUAGAGGAAACAUUACUAGGAGAUUUAACAUAUCGCAGGUACCAUCUUUGAAAGACUGGGAGCCAUGGAAACUAGGUAUCAAUGACUACACGAAUGGCUAUUGAACAUCCUAUUAAGCAACAAUGCAUUUCCUUUUGAGAUAUUUAAUUUAUUAUUUUAGCCAGACGCGCGCGAUAAAGAACAAUAAUGUUUUAUUUAUUUCCUUUCAAGUAUACUCCCACCAUGACAAUCUUUAUAUCAUUAAAGUCAUGUCCAAAUUAAUGUAAACAUAAUUAUUUUCAAUAUAACCAAUGUUGCACACACCCUUUAAGAUUAGUCGAUCUUUCUAAAAGGUGAAUUAGUGUUUUGAAUUAAUUGACAGUGUUGUGUGUCACAACACAUUUUUUUUCCCUUUUUUUUUGGGGGGGGGGGGCUAUUGUAAUACGAACAAAACGAGUCUAAAAAGGUAAACAGUCUGGCAUCGGUUUGGUUUGGAUCGACAAGAAGUAUAACCAGGUAGCG
This is a messenger RNA of Asterias rubens (European starfish), 2044 nucleotides long. RefSeq names its product alpha-(1,3)-fucosyltransferase fut-6-like. The record is from RefSeq and is a predicted model, not a curated record. NCBI's taxonomy places the organism in Eukaryota, Metazoa, Echinodermata, Asteroidea, Forcipulatida, Asteriidae. Bases 265 to 1647 code for a protein of 460 amino acids. Gene Ontology annotation, molecular function: alpha-(1->3)-fucosyltransferase activity. Gene Ontology annotation, cellular component: membrane. The transcript has 3 exons.